UUUCGGUCGUUCCCAUCAGCCUCAUCUUUUCUUUUCCUCGCCAACAAAACACCACAAAGGAAUCAUCCAAAUCCAUCGCGGUUUUACAUUCGACAAUUGACCCUGGGCCCGUUGCCUUUCUCCGCUUCACUUUCUUUCACGCAAUUGAUAUCAUUACGACCAUAACAUUCAUUCUUAUCCUCGCGUUCGUCUCCUUUGCCUUUCCUGGUUGUGUACCGCGUUUUCCAUGAACUAUUAUUCGCAUCUUUGACGCCUGGAAUGAGCGGGCAGAUGUGGCCAGCUCUGCUGACAAUAUCCGCAAUCGAUUGAGUAUAAAGCCUCUCCUGCGGAUGAUCCUGAGCCAGAUGCACUCUCGUUUUCAAAUCCACCUGCAACUAUCUAGCCAUUCCUGCGCAUAGACCCGACUCGUUCCACCGGCUGCUGAGCGACCUGCCUGGAACCCCCCACCAUAAGCGCGCAGUUCCCAAUAGGGCUAUAUCUCUUUUUGUUUCCUUUAUUUUCUUAUGGACACAUCGAUCUUGUGCAGCCGGCUGUUUACCUCACCCGUGUCGAGGCUGAGGAGCCAGAGCUCAAGCCAAAUUGUGCUGCAUGGCCAUCUCGAUAUUCGACAGACCCGGGUCCCUGACUCAACAGUGCAUUCCCAUGCCUAACCUUCAAAAGACUCCUCCGUCAAAGCGGAGCAUGUGGCAUCGAUUUCGGUUUCCAUGGAUGCCAAAGAGCAGCCGCCGUUCAUCCUCCGGCGGAUCUCGAAGUUUUCGUGAUGCCACUUGUUACAAUAAUGAGAACAGCGACGUCAGCAGCCAAAGCGACAACUACAACAACAAUAAUCGUCCCCGGCCAGUAUCGGGCGGAGUUGAAGUGGGCCUGCCUCGCCAUACAACAUUCAAGCGACAGAAUUCGGAACAGCGGGAGCGCCUUUACCCCACUGAAGCAGGAUGUCGUCGAGCGCUUUCCGUGGACGCACGGCGAGCCAGAAGCCGCCAUCGAACUCGAUCACCACCGCCAGUUCGCGCCGCACGAUUGUCAGCGCCAGAGGUGCAAUAUAAUGAUAAGGAUCUCACCAUUCCUUCGUGGGUGGAUAACUCACCGUUACAUGCGCCGAACCAAUAUGAGUAUGGAACUUAUACUGAUGGUACCUUCUCUGUAGAUGGAGAGGAGGCGGAAGACAUGCUGGAGAAGGAGAUGGAUAGUAGAUGGAUAUUGAAUUUGAGCAUGCACUUUCGAGAUCGUUCUGAGCGAGAAAAGUUUUUCGUCACUUACGCAGAGACCCCGAAUAGAUGGCUGAGAGUUACCGUAUCUUGCGAUUACCGAAAUGCCGAACCAGAGUCCCUGGAACGGGACCUCAAAAAACUAUACUACCAACGGGACAAGAAUGCUCGGAUAUACGAAUCGAUCCGUGACUCUCUGCCUGAAAUCCAGUUCUAUGACACCGUCACCAACCUCAGAUUAGAAACCAGGGAGGGUCGGCUUCAUGUUCACGUCACCGAGGAUAUGAAUGAGAUCAUUCCUUAUCCGCCGAUAUCUACCAUUGAAUAUCUGGGAUUGGAUUUGGUCCGCGAGAGCGACCUUUCCUUUGUUUCUCAUUUGUCUGGAUUUGCUUACCAAGUGAAACUAGAUGGGAAGGAUUACGUGAAGAAAGAAAUUCCAGGGCCGGAUAUGGUCAAUGAGUUUCUCUAUGAAAUUAACGCUCUUCAUUCCUUGAUCGGUUCCCGAAGUGUCAUCCAGCUUAAAGCUAUCGUUGUGGAUGAUGAUAUGUUUACCACCAAAGGUCUUUUAAUCAACUUCGCAAAAAGGGGUUCCUUGGUCGAGUUGAUCUACGACUAUAAAGGAACUAUUGAAUGGUCCAGGAGAACUCGUUGGGCCCGACAAAUUAUCGAAGGCCUUGCCGAAAUCCACGAAGCUGGUUUUGUUCAAGGAGAUCUCACCGUGUCGAAUAUCGUCGUUGACGCCAAUGACGACGCAAAAAUUAUUGAUAUCAAUCGGAGGGGUUGUCCCGUGGGGUGGGAGGCUCCGGAAUUUACGAAGCUACUACAAAGCAAGCAAAAGAUAUCAAUGUACAUCGGGGUUAAGUCUGACCUAUACCAGCUAGGGAUGACGCUUUGGGCGCUCGCUAUGGAAAUAGAUGAACCUGGCAGCCAGCCUCGACCAUUCAUCAUCCCAAUCGAUAUGAAAGUUCCUGACUACUACCGAACCAUUGUUGACAUUUGUCUAAGUACAAGUCCUCAAAAACGACUUCCAGCCAAAGAAUUACUUGGCUUAUUCCCUCAGGAUUCAACGAUUGUACCCCAGGAGCUUGCAGCGAGCAGCUUAGAGGCUCUGGUACUUCCUCCGGUGGAAAUUCCAGAUGAUUGCGGAUACCAGGAUAAUAGCCCUUCUAUAUGGAAUCACGAAUACCUGGAGCAACCUGCUAACGAUAUUAAAUUGACUAGUGGACCCAAAUCGCUACGUGACUCGGAAGACGUAAUAUUCUUCGAUCCGUGCAUCGAUCACGGGCCGCAACGCUUCCCUUCGGAAUUCAGAGAGCUGAAUGGACAAUUUGGAGAAUUCCAUAUUGGGGACAAUCCACUUGAGUUUCCUACUAAAGAGGGUAGUAUCGAACUGGAAUCCCCCUCGAGGGCUGGUCUAUGCUCAGAAAUGCAUAACACUCUAGCGUUUGAAAGUUCGUUGGACGAAAUAUACUCAGGCGUCAAACCGCCUAUCUCGUGUGGUAUUAGGUGCAAUAUAAUGAUGCCUAACGACCAGAACAGCGAACCGCAAUUACGUGAGGAACUUACCCCCUCCCAUGAUGGCGUUGAGAGCGAUGGACAGAAAAUAUACCACAUCCCUACUGAGGUCGUCGAAAUGACUGAGCCACUAGUGCAACAUACACCCUUUUCCCAAAGCUUCUCAAGUAUCUUGCUUGAGUCGUCGUUACCCAUAAAUCCUGCAUUCCCUCUUUCAAUUGUACCAAAGGAUAUCAGGCAUUCAAAUCCAGAUUCUGAGGUCCCAACUCCCACAGAAAUGAAUUCCCCGGAUUCCCUAAUGGACUCUUCCAGGCAGCAGGAUACCGGAAGUGGGCGUGGUGAUAGCCUGCUUAUAUCGAAAUUGCCCAUUAACCCAGCUUUUAAAGACCCCUCUGAACUAGAACAGCAGGAUGACGUGCCCAUUGAGUUAGAGCUGUCAGUGAACCUGGCUGUCAGCUCCCCUGAGCCAGUGAAGCAGGAUGAUCUACUUUUUACAUCAAAACUACCAAUUAACCCGGCCUUUAAGGAUUACCAUCUUGAACAAGAACACAAUAGCCAUUCAUUUUGUUCCAAUAUUAUUCUGGAUGAAGGCCCCUCAAUCCCCUCAUGGCCGGAUACUCCCGCCCUUCAAACAGACUUCAUUGGGCAACAUAACUCUCGGACGGACGACCUUUUUGUAUCAAAGCUGCCAAUUAACCCGGCUUUUAAGGACUUCCAUUUUGAGCAAGAACCGUGGAAUAGCAGUUCAUUUUGUUCCAAUACUAUUCUGGAUGAAGGUCCCUCAAUCCAUUCAAAGGCCGGAUACCCCAGCCCUUCGAUCAGAGCUAACUUCACCACAUAACUCUCGGGCGGACGACCUUUUGUAUCUAAGCUGCCAAUUAACCCAGCUUAUCAUACAGUUUUAGGAAUCCCCCUGAAACUUCCAUUCUCUCUCGGGAUUCCAAGGAGUCUCCAGUGAUAUCCCCUAUGGUAUAUGUUCUUUCUAACCCGAAAGAAAUUUCAAGGCCACAACGGUAUGAAACUGGUCAUUCUGGAGACCUUUUCCAAUCGGAAUUGCCGAUUAAUCCGGCCUCUAAGGAUCCUGUCCAACGAGAACUUCCAACCAACUAUCCUGACAGAGCUCUGACGGUGUUCUUUGAUACCCGAGAGUGCCUAGUGAGGAAGUUACAACAACCCUUAGCAAACAUAUUUGUCUCAUAGGCUGCCAAUUACUCGGGAUUUCCCAUCUUGCAUUUUCUUUCCCAUUCGUGAAAGGAUGGGUACGGACGCUACAACCAACCCAUGUUUUUGCCAACAAUUGAGCCAGCUCGACUAAAACCCAAGGUUCCACUCCUCGUCCUACUCAACAAACUUACCUGAGAGGAACCGUUACGUUACAGGAUUCUUUUAUUGUCCAUCCAACGGGUGGAAACGUCAGCUAUGCUCUGUUCCAUGUACCACUCUACCAACGUUACUCAGUUACUCAGUUCCGACUUUCUGUGUUCUAGCGUUUAACACUCUACAUUUCCAUUUCGGCAACGAACCCAGUUUUAUUUAACGACAGCAUGUUUAGACACAUUGGUUUGAAGAAAAUUUUUCCGAUGUUUGGGAUGGUAAGGGGUCAAUCAUAGUUUUACUUUUGUUAAUUUGUUUGUGAUUUCAUUCCGAUUUUAUUUUAUUUUUUGGUCCUUGGACUUAGUUUGCGUUGCAGCUUUUCGUUCCGAGGCACAACCGUUUUGGCUUCCGGCGAGGGUUUAUUUUUACGUACAAAAGCAUUGUUGAUUGGUACCUGAAUGUUUGGCAAAAUCUUUAUUGUGUUCUUAUUCUUUAGUUACCCCACUUGUUUCUUGAUGUACUGUACUUUCUACCUUCUUUGUUUUCUUACUUUGACAAUGCGGAGUUUUCCCUGGCGUUUUGACAGUAACGUGUUUCUUUUCCCGUCGAAAUAAAAAAAAUUCCCUUACAUCGCUUUUGUAUCUUUUGAUAUUUUUCGCAAGUUCUAGGCUUUCUCAUGCAUGGUUUGUCACUUCUUAUUGUUUUUGCACGCCCUUUUCCGGAAUCCAAUCACGCCCCUGGCAGACGAGUCCGGGGGAUCGCUCCAUUCCACAAAAAGUGGGAAUAACCUUCGCUUUGGGCGCGAGCCGUGAAAUCGCCUGUAGGAUCCCUGUGAAUGCACAUCAUCAUUAUUAUCAGGAAUGGUGAUACAAUUUGCUCUUCUUCCAACGCACCAUCAAGUUCCCGGCUCCCCCCCACUUUAAUCCAAAGCGGAACUGAUUCCACCGAACACCCACGACUACAUCUAGACUCCUAACGCUACACAACUCAUAUUACAAUUCCCCUUAGUCACAUUCCAAAAUUUGCCUCGUCCAACCCCCGCAUCGUCGGACGAAUAACGGGUGUCGGCCGCCCUCAAUUAUCAUUUCCCGGAUCCUUGCAGCUUUUCGUGCUGUCAAUCUCUAUCCUCCCCUCCUCCCAUCCAGUUAUUCAACAACGUGGUGAAUCUUUUCAAAAUUCGACAGAUCGAUGUGCUGUCCUCCGAGUGAUACCCUUCCAAUGAUUCUUUCAAGUGCUAUUUACCUUUCUCCAUAACGAUAACCAAACAUUUUAAACUAGCCAUUCUCGAGAUUGGGCCUUUCGCCUUCACUCUGUUGCCUUCUUCGUUUAUUCACGUUCAUGUUUCUCCUCUCCUCUUUCUUUCUGUUUUCGUUGGAUUUGUCUUUUUUCCCUUUUUUUUCUUUUUCUUUUCUUUUUUUUUUUUCCCUUCCUGUUUUCAUCGCCGGUAGCAAUUGCCGUGCAAGAUUUCACGAUAUUAUGAGCUAUGACAUUUUUAUAUUUUCAUUCGCAUUUUUAACCAAUUUUUAAUAAGAUCUGAAGCUAUUUUUUUCCAUUUUUUUUUUCCAUUUCAUCUCUCUCACCCCAUUUUAUAUACCUUCUGGUUACUGAAACGACGCUUUUGUCAUGGAACCGACAUUUCGUUCGGAGAGAGAAAGAAAGAGCCUAACCUUCGACAGCGCGGGACAAAGCUCUUAUGGAUAUCUGUAUUUAGGAGCUAUGAUUGAAAGUUAUAGUAUGAAGAUUGUAGUCAGACAAUCUUUUUGUAUGAAAUAUGAAUUCUUCCAUGCGACGGGAUUCAAGGUCUGGACCUACCAACCAGAGCCGUAAACUGCAUUUCCCACAGCAAUCUGUGUAUUGGAAGCCCCAUUGCUUGGGUUCAGAUGACUUCUGUCCAGCCAGUACCUUUUGCAUGAGAUAUUUCUGUCGGACUAACAGUGCCACAGAGAUGGUGCACACAUAAAUUAGGCAUUAGACCUCACUUUCAUUUUGCCCCUGACAUUCUAACUCGGAUAAUAAACCCGUUGACACGGCGUACAGCGAUUGUGUAUAAAUGUCCGACAUAAUCGCUGUCUAGACACUAUAGUUAUCGGGUUAAGCCAUAAUUACUCAUCCGCUAAAUAUCUCCCGGCACGAAGGAAGUGAAGAAGUGGAAAAGUCCGCUUCCCUCAGCUGCUAACAGUAAACUUAAGUAAAAGGUUGAUAUGGGGCAUCUAUCCAAACUCUACUUCCAUAUACAUACACCCCGGUAUAUUUCACUGCCCGAAUCCGCAAACAUCCCAGCGCCACAAUCAAUUUCCUCAAUGAAAAAAUAUAGCGAAUUUGCGGUCAAUAGAGGAAGUAGUAAGAGGGGGGAAUCGAAUAGCAAGAAGAAAAAGCCCAGGAAUAUCGUCAUUUGGGAAUAUCCGCUCAGAACGAAAUAUGUAGAGACAAACCAUAAAAGGAAGACAAGAACGAGAAUGUAAACAAAGAAAAUAAAGGAAUCAAGAUAUACAUCUGCAAACGGUACAUCAUGUACACCCAUCAAUAAAGGGGAUUAUAUAUUCUGGAAAAUUAGACGCCGGCCGAAAGGUUCCCUUGAGUAAAGGAAGUUAUAAACAGAACGUAUAAUUAACCGUAGUAGCCUGG
Blastomyces dermatitidis ER-3 is the source of this 6662-nucleotide messenger RNA. Its product is annotated as serine/threonine protein kinase. The transcript is spliced from 2 exons. Lineage: Eukaryota; Fungi; Ascomycota; Eurotiomycetes; Onygenales; Ajellomycetaceae. Gene Ontology annotation, molecular function: ATP binding; protein kinase activity. The record is from RefSeq and is a predicted model, not a curated record. Gene Ontology annotation, biological process: protein phosphorylation. The coding region runs from base 589 to 3564 and encodes 991 amino acids.